AUGCCGGCCACCUCUAUUAAGCGCUCGCUCGGCGUCGAUCUGACGACCAAGAUUCAUGAGUCGCGAGUGCUGCUGGUUGGCGCUGGUGGUAUCGGCUGCGAACUAUUGAAAAACCUCGUCCUCACUGGCUUCGGCGAAAUUCACAUUAUCGACCUUGACACCAUCGACCUCAGCAACCUCAACCGGCAAUUUCUCUUCCGUCAUGAGCAUAUCAAGAAAUCGAAAGCUCUCGUAUGUAAUCUCACCUCGCUCUUCCUCCCCUCCCCUGGGACAUUUGCGAUGCAAGCGGUAGCCAAAGAAAUUGCGCAAAAAUUUCGCCCUAAUGCCAAGCUCGAAGCGUACCAUGCCAAUAUCACCGACUCCCGCUUCAAUGUUGCCUGGUUCAGCAAGUUCGACAUUGUCUUCAAUGCUUUGGAUAACCUGGCUGCGCGACGCCAUGUAAAUCACAUGUGUCUUGCUGCGAAUGUCCCUUUGAUUGAGAGUGGAACAACUGGGUUCAAUGGUCAGGUCCAGGUGAUUGAAAAGGGGAAAACCGAAUGUUACGACUGCAACCCAAAGCCCACCGUGACAACAUACCCUGUGUGUACCAUCCGCACUACGCCAUCGCAACCCAUCCACUGCAUCAUUUGGGGGAAAAGCUACCUUCUUCCGGAGCUAUUCGGAAAGGGGGAGGAUGAUAAUGGCACCAUCGAUACAUCAGAGACAGCGGAAAAUGCGGAAGAAAUCGGAGAGCUUCGCCGAGAAGCUAAAGAGCUCGAAGAUAUCCGCGAGUCUAUGGAUACCGAAGAAUUCGAAGGGAAAGUAUUCGAAAAGGUAUUCAAGCAUGAUAUCGAGCGAUUACGAGGAGCAGAGGGCAUGUGGGAGGAGCGCAAGCCUCCAGAGCCACUAGACUACGACAAGCUUAAUGAAGAGUCCGCCUCCAUUGACUCCACAAUAUCAAAGGUUGACCAGAGGGAGUGGACCUUGGCAGAGGCCUUUGUGGUAUUCCGGGAUGCUCUGAAUCGCCUGAGGAGUCGCUUGAAGGAACUCAAAGCUUCAGCAUCACCCACAGAUCCAACCCCAACCAUCGAGUUCGACAAGGAUGAUGAGGAUACCUUGGAUUUCGUGACUGCGACGGGUAUCCUACGUGGUACCAUAUUUGGUAUCGACUCCAAUUCCAAAUUCAAGACGAAAGAAAUGGCCGGCAACAUCAUUCCUGCCAUUGCUACCACGAAUGCUAUGACCGCAGGUCUCUGUGUGUUGCAGUCAUUUAAGGUCUUACAAGAUGAUCUCAGGAACGCCAAGAUGGUAUUCCUCGAAAGAUCCGGAGCUCGUGUCAUCAAUUCUGAUUCGCUGAACCCACCCCGGCCUGACUGUGCUGUCUGCUCUGUCAUAAGCGCACAAGUAGCCGUUGACCUGGCUAGUGCAACACUCGAGGAUAUUGUCGAAGGGGUUCUCAAGCUAAAGUUGGGAUAUGGAGAGGAGUUCUCUAUUCUCAAGGGGCAGGGCGUGAUCUACGAUCCAGAUCUGGAAGAUAACCUCUCGAAGAAGCUGCAGGACUUGGGUCUUGGCAACCAAUCAUUCCUGACAGUUGUGGAUGAAGAUGAUCAGGACCAAGAUCCUCGGGUCAACCUGGAGCUGAUAGUUGUGCAAAGAGAGGAGACUGCCGAAGGCGCAAAGCCUGCUCAGUUGAUGCCCGAGGAGCUUGAAAUCCCACGCAAACCGAAACACGGUCUUGCUGGAACUGACGAAACCCAGUUGACGAAUGGAAAUGUUUCCAAUGGGAAACGCAAGCGCGAUAGCGAGGAUGACCAACUGAAGAACGGCCCCGUUGCGAAGAAGGUUGCCGCAGAAAGCAAUGGCAAUGGCGAAGUCAUUGACCUGGAUGACGAGGGUGCCAUUUUGAUCGAUGACUAG
This is a messenger RNA of Penicillium chermesinum, 1896 nucleotides long. RefSeq names its product E1 ubiquitin-activating protein ubaB. The record is from RefSeq and is a predicted model, not a curated record. The coding region runs from base 1 to 1896 and encodes 631 amino acids. Gene Ontology annotation, biological process: protein sumoylation. Gene Ontology annotation, molecular function: SUMO activating enzyme activity. The transcript has 9 exons. NCBI's taxonomy places the organism in Eukaryota, Fungi, Ascomycota, Eurotiomycetes, Eurotiales, Aspergillaceae. Gene Ontology annotation, cellular component: SUMO activating enzyme complex; cytoplasm.